Gekko japonicus is the source of this 8221-nucleotide messenger RNA. RefSeq names its product La ribonucleoprotein domain family member 1 (gene LARP1). Gene Ontology annotation, molecular function: RNA cap binding. Lineage: Eukaryota; Metazoa; Chordata; Lepidosauria; Squamata; Gekkonidae. Gene Ontology annotation, biological process: mRNA stabilization; positive regulation of translation. Gene Ontology annotation, cellular component: cytosol; cytoplasmic stress granule. Bases 1 to 3087 code for a protein of 1028 amino acids. The transcript is spliced from 19 exons. The record is from RefSeq and is a predicted model, not a curated record.
AUGAAAAGACUACAAACUAAAGAAGGAAUCUUCCAGUAUGCUACACAGGGCUUGGUCAUCAAGCUGGUCUUUCUGCUUAUGAGAAUGGCAGAGCAUUCAACCCCAGCCAAGGUGGUGAAAGCGGCGAAUCCAAGACAGCGGAAAGGAAGCAAAGUUGGUGACUUUGGGGAUGCCACGAACUGGCCAACACCAGGAGAAAUAGCUCACAAGAGCGUCCAGCAAUUGGCACAUAAACCCCAAGCCAUCCGGAAGCUGCCUAUUAAAAAGAACAUGAAGGAACAGGAGAAAGGGGAAGGAAGUGAUGGCAAAGAGAACAUGAAAACCAGGUCAGAUGAAUCUGGAGAAGAGAAGAAUGGAGAUGAUGACAACCAGAAAUCAGCUCAGAAGAAGAAGGGCAACAGGCAUAAGUGGGUUCCCUUGCAAAUAGACAUGAAGUCUGAGGUGCCAAGGGACAAUACCGCUUCUCGCAACAACAGACAGAAUGAGCAGCACCGGCAGCCUUCUAACAACCGUAAUGAAUCAAAAGGUUGGCAUCUGGAUAACAAGCAUGAACGGAAUUGGCCUGAUCAUGAUGAAACUUCCAGUGUCAAAAGUGAGGGGGCAGCUGUGCGUGGUGCCUUCAGGGGUAGAGGCCGUGGUCGGGGACGGGGGAGAGGAAGAGGAAGAGGAGGUACUCGCUCUCACUUUGAUUAUCAGUACGGUUACCGGAAAUUUGAUGGCUCCGACGGCUCACGUGCUCAAAAAUACACUAGUAACAUCACCUAUUACUUUGACAACAUCAGCAGCACUGAGCUCUACAGUGUUGAUCAAGAGUUGCUCAAGGACUAUAUCAAGCGGCAAAUAGAGUACUACUUCAGUGUGGACAACUUGGAACGAGACUUUUUCCUGAGGCGGAAGAUGGACACAGAAGGUUUCCUUCCUAUCACCCUCAUUGCCAGUUUCCAUCGAGUACAGGCCUUGACUACAGAUGUUGGCCUUAUCAUUAAGGCACUGAAAGACAGCAAAGUGGUAGAGAUUGUGGAUCAGAAGAUCAGAAGAAAGGAAGAACCAGAGAAAUGGCCUUUACCUGGACCUCCCAUGACAGACUAUGCACAAACUGACUUUUCUCAACUCAUCAAUUGCCCAGAGUUUGUGCCCAGACAGAGCUUCCAAAAGGAGACAGAAUCUGCACCUGGGUCUCCCCGUUCUGCCAGCCCUGUGCCAACCAAAACAGAAGAAGUUAGUAAUCUGAAGACAAUGCCCAAAGGCCUUUCUGCCAGCCUGCCAGACUUGGACUCAGAGACAUGGAUUGAAGUGAAGAAGAGGCCUAGGCCUUCCCCAGCUAGACCCAAGAAACCAGAAGAAUCCAAGAUGCCUCAGAAACAAAAGGACCAGGAUGAACCGGAAGAACUGGACUUCCUGUUUGAUGAGGAAAUGGAACAGAUGGAUGGCCGUAAAAACACUUUCACUGAUUGGUCAGAUGAGGAUUCAGACUAUGAGAUUGAUGACAGGGAUGUGAAUAAGAUUUUGAUUGUGACACAGACACCACCUUAUCUCCGCCGGCACCCAGGGGGAGAUAGAACAGGCAACCACACAUCCAGGGCCAAGAUGAGCUCAGAGUUGGCCAAGGUGAUCAAUGAUGGACUUUAUUACUACGAACAGGACCUGUGGACAGAGCAGUUUGAGCCAGAGUACUCUCAGAUAAAGCAAGAAGUUGAGAACUUCAAGAAGGUGAAUAUGAUAAGCCGAGAGCAGUUUAACACUCUGACUCCAGAGCCUCCUGUGGAUCCAAAUCAGGAAGUCCCACCUGGGCCACCCAGAUUCCAGCUAGUUCCUACAGAUGCUCUGGCCAAUAAACUCUUUGGUGUGCCAGAGCCUUCAACCAUUGCCCGAUCUUUGCCAACAACUGUGCCAGAAUCCCCAAACUACCGCAAUGCCAGGACUCCACGGACCCCUCGCACACCUCAGCUGAAAGACCCAACUCAGACACCUCGGUUUUACCCAGUGGUUAAAGAAGGCAGGUUGAUAGAUGCCAAGACACCCCGGAAGAGGAAGACGCGGCAUAGUUCUAAUCCUCCAAUGGAAUGCCACGUUGGGUGGGUGAUGGAUUCCCGAGAACAUAGGCCUCGAACUGCAUCCAUCAGUUCCAGCCCUUCAGAAGGCACCCCAGCCAUCGGCAGCUAUGGGUGCACUCCACAGUCAUUGCCCAAGUUCCAGCACCCCUCCCAUGAACUCCUUAAGGAAAAUGGUUUCACGCAACAUGUCUACCACAAAUAUCGCCGGCGCUGCCUUAAUGAACGUAAGCGACUAGGCAUUGGUCAGUCCCAGGAAAUGAACACACUAUUCAGAUUCUGGUCAUUCUUUCUUCGUGAUCACUUUAACAAAAAAAUGUAUGAGGAGUUCAAGCAGCUGGCCUUGGAAGAUGCAAAAGAAGGGUACAGGUAUGGACUGGAGUGCCUUUUUAGAUACUACAGCUAUGGGCUGGAGAAAAAAUUCCGGCCUGACAUAUUUAAGGAUUUUCAAGAAGAAACUAUAAAAGAUUAUGAAGCUGACGCUUCCUCCCAAUCAGGGGAUGAAAACCCCGAUCCUCCGGUGGAACCCUCGCCACCUCAACAAGUGGGCGAUGAUCUUCCAAUCUCCCCUUCGGAAGACUUAAAACCCUAUGGGGAUUUCAUCAAGCGGAUGGCUAACAUGCUCACACUGUCUACGGUACAACCCCUGCCUACUGUGACAGAUUCCAUGUUCGAUAUCGUCCAGAUGGACACCUCUACCCUGAUUGCCUUACUGAUUACUUCAGUCCUCCUUCAAGCAGCUAAAGUCUCAUGGUCUCACCCGGCAUCUACCCCCGUCUCAAGCCGGAGGCCCCCUAUAGGAGAAGAAGGUGGUCACAAGAGAUAUCCAUCAGCAUUGGGAGUAGAUGGAAGGAAGCGAUAUCCAUCCCAGUCUUCCAACAAAUCAGUCAGCCAGAUCCCCUCCAAUCAAACCCCCGCCUCAUCUAGCCAAGCCCCCGCCUCAUCUAGCCAGCCUGUGCAGGAGGAUGCCAAAAACCUGAGCCAGCCACAUGCCGUUUCCACAGCAACUGUGGAAACUCAAACGAUGGGGAAAUAGACACACCAGAACUUCUGAUGGAAAGGGGGGCAGGGACAGAAAAGGAGUUGGAAUGUGGGUGUUCAAGACUAGGCUGCUUGCGGGAUGUGGGAACUACAAUGCACAUGAUUUCUCUUGUUGGCUGGAGAAACAAGAUGAUCCAAGUUGAAAAACAUCCUUUUUCCUCGCUGUGAUUAAGUCAUUGGUAGGAGCCAGAGCCCCACAUUUUCAUGUCUUAUCGCCUUUCAGGGGUAGGGUUGGGAAGUGGGAGAUUUUUUUUAUAAAUAUAUAUAUUAUAUAUAUACAUAUAUAUAUAUAUAUAUCAAGUUUUAAAUUAUUGAUAGAAGAAGUUUGUUGGGAUUAACCAAAACAAUUCUGCAUCGCGCAGCCACGUGAUCCAGCUCCUCCUCAUCCCAUUCAACACUGAUCAACUAUGCAGCCCACUUGGAAAGUGGGAGGGGCAGGCAGAACAAUGACGUUCGAUUUGGAAACAAGCCUCUCUUUUUUUUGGCUUUCCAAGUCCAGCAGGCACGACAAUGCACAAGGAGAGUCCCUUUGCCACUGUCACCACCAGUGUCACUUCUGUUAUGGCUCCCUUCCAUGCUGCUCUCCCUUUCCAUCAUAGACUAGCUACUGGAAGUCAACCAAAGGACCUUGGCUGAAUGCAGGCCCACCUCACCUUGGGCUUGCUCCGUUCCUUUCGUGUGAUGGGUAGAACAUAAACUCGCACAUUGUCUCCCUUCACAUAGGAAUUCUUAUCUCAUUAUGAGACUUUGCUGAAAGAGCUUUCUCUUUAAAACAUAAAACAAAACAAAAAAAACCUAAAAACAAAAAAAACUCACAGACUUGUUUAAAAAAAAAAUCUGUUUCUUUGCUUCCUUCCUUGAAAAUAAGUUGCCUUAUUGUGGAGUUGGGAACUUGGAGGCCUCCCUGACUUCUCUGAGCAAGUUUGGAGCACGGUAUCUGUUUGGAUUCAGCCAGGCGGUGAUGGCCUCUGCUGUUUCCCGGUCCAGUGACUCGUGCCUGGAAUAGCUGGAGAUUUCCCCUCUGACCUGGCUGUGCUUGGCAUUGACUGUGGAACAGAACUCUUGACCUCUGGAUGAAUGUUGGUUCAAACCACAUGGACAGUUAACCUCUGGAGCAGGGGGAUACGAGGGCACUUCAUUCUGAGACUUUGCUGUUGUUGUAGUUGAUGCCGAUGUCAAUGUGUCAACUGUUAUGGUGCCCUUCCUGGUACAGCAACUCUAUGUGCUUGUUGCCUCACUCAGACCUCCAGGUGCACUGCCAUUUUCCUCCUUUCCCCACCAGGAGAGGCCAGGAACUAGCCUGUUCAUCUCAUGAAUUCUUCCUAUCCCAGGGCAGGCAGGCAGAUGUGCCAGGAAUGGGUACUUCUCACAAAGAGGAUCUACAGGGGCAUUUUAUGGCCCUUCACAUAUGUGGUUGAAGAAGAAUGUGUACACAGAGAAAUCAGCUUUAACACAAACAAGGUGGAUUUUUGUGUGUGUGUGUGUGUGUGGUGGUGGUGGUGGCUUCCAAAUCAGAGGCAGCUUGCUAAGUGUUAACUUCCCUGUGCAGGCUUCCUUCUCUGUAGUUGCUUUUUACCAGUGGCAUGCUAGCCUGCCUUCCUUCCCUGGGUUGACCAUGUAGCCAAGGAAGGCUCAGCCGCUUAGACUCUUCCCUAGCUACAGAAACCUUGACUGUCUUGCAUCAUGAGAUGAUCACUUCGUGUAUUGGAACUAUGUCCCUCCACUCAGUGUAACAGGACUGGAUAGAAAACACCUUGCUUGUUUUUCACUUUGGAUAACAUUUGGAAUGAAGUCUGAAACUAUUCACAGUGUGCACGUGUAGCUCUUAACAAGCAGCUGGUAUUGGAGCCAUAGGAGUGAACAUCUGAGAAGAUGGAAGCAUCUGCAUAGAGGCAACUGGUUUCUAACAACCUACUUUGUUCCCCCACCCCCUUGCAUUUUGUACGUUCCUUUGUGUACUGUUCCUGUUCUGUUAGCCAGAGAAUUCAGUGGAAGGGAGAAGAUCUGAGGUUAUUUGGUCAUUGUGCCACUCCAGCUGGUCACGUGACUCUUAAAAGGGAUACAACAGUGGAUGCAAAAAGGAGUACAAUAUCAUUUACAUGGAUCUACACACCGUGGCUUGGAUCCAGCCCCUCCCCUGGAUUUUGAGUAGCAGGCACUUCCAGGUGCACAUAGGUAGUAUGUUGCCAAUUUCAAGUAGCUGCAGCCUUUGCACUCCCAAAAAAAUCACUUUGGGAGGUCUCGCAGUGUUUGGGGAGGUAUGUUGAAGCUGUUGCUAAAUGGGCAGGGGGAGGACAGAGAACGUUUGGAUGAGCAGAAGCAGUCCCGAUGUUUUAUUGGAUCCAGGUCCAGUGGGUGAGAUGAGGUGGGGUGGGAAGAGAAGUCUUCAGGAUGCUGUGUUUUUAGCGUUUACGUUUCAGGUGUGUUUGCAGUAUAUCAAAAACCUGCCGAGAGUGUGGCCCUGAGGCCCAUGUCAGUAAAGAGUACUGAUAUGCCUUGCAGUUAGCCGUUUGGAGCAUAUAUUUGUGAAUUAAGGGUUGGGAGGAAAUGGUUGAUGCAUCACUCUCCCUGUGUGUGGGUGCCACAGAUGUAAGUAAUGGAGAAGGCAGGGCUUACUGGUAAGGGUCUGUUUUGUCAAGCAAAUGUUCCAGCUGUGUCAGAGCAUGCUGUUAGUGGGGGUUUAUGGAGCAGACUUGGUUGACUACACAAUGCAUGGCGUGGCCAAGUAGCAGCACACUUUUAUUUGCUGCUUCAGUUGUGAUCCUAUCCUAUUCUGCAUCAGAUCCCUAGCCUGCCAUAUGCAUAGCAUUUAAAAGACAUGGGUAAUAAAAGAAAGCAUUCCACACUUCCACCAAGUGUCACAGAGUACCUAUCCUGAGCUUGCACUGCAGCAGUAGAAUCAGCAGUCCAGACUUCUGUUGCUUGUUUUUCAUUUCUCUGGCUCUGUGCGCCGAAGUCACUCAAGCUGUUCAUUGAACCUGGACAGGGGUUUUAGCUUGUAGUGACAGGGAAAUGGGCUAGGAUGGCAAUCUUGUAUUCUUACCUUAUCCAAAUAGGGGGAAACAUAUUUGUUGAGGUAACAAGGUGCCAAGCAUUUGGGCUAGACACAGUUGUGAGAUAACCAAUACUUUUUGCCAGCCCUUUUAAUGAAAUGGUUUUGAUCUUCCUCCCAGUGAUCGUUCGCCAUUAAGUGUUGCACUUGCAGUGGCUUGCCUCUUUCACCUAAGGGCGCUGGAUGAUAAGUGUUUGUCUUUGAUGAGGAAUCAAAGGCAAAGAAAAGAACUGGCGGUGCAGAAGAGCAUACUUGCAGCGUAUAACUUUUCUCUUUAAAGCAAAGCAGGUGGGAAGGGAGAAGGUAAUUGAUCCCUACUCCCUAUAAGAAUGGCACAUUGGCUCCUAUCUGGUUAUCACUGGGUAUACAGUGAAGUCAGACCACAAAUUCUCUUACCCAUGGUUGAAGAGAAAAACUGAAGACGGGUCACCACUGAGGAAGCCUAGGCUUUUUCUGCUAUGAGGGAGUAUGAACUUUCUUGCACUUAAGACAGUGGUACCAGUGUGUGGAUGUAGGCAAGUAGCUCUAGCAUGCUGUGCAUUGCUGUUGUUGCCAUCAGUCUCAUCCUCUCCAUGCCCAGCAGAAACAGUGGAUCUUGUCAUGAUCAGUUUGGGAAGAGACCAAAUAUUAAAGGAAUCCCUGUGUUGUAAUUACUUGUUUCUGUUUAUGUUUUAAUUCACAGUAUGGAACAAGUUCAACAGACAUUGGUCUCCAAUGCGCAGAUCCCUGUAGUGGUUGUACCUUCUCAGAAGAGAGCUCCUCAGUUGUUACAUAGGAAGCCACCUGCAACUGCCCUGUAUCUGAUACUGCUAUUGAUAUUUCCUAGUAGGAAAUCAGUCGGUUUUCCUGUUGUGCAAAAAAAAAAAAAAAAGUGUCUAAAAAGUCUGACUCAUGCUGGAUAACUGGUGCCCUUAACUCUUACAGAUAGGUCUAGGUGAGGAGUCUGAAAUCUGGUUUAAGAUAGAUAGUGAAAGUAAGUGACCUUUAUUACUACUAAGUGUUGGUGCUCUGUCUAUCCUUAUCCCCCUUACCCUUCCUCCUCCUCUCCCUACAUUUGCUUUAUCUGCAGUUGUGUUCUUCCAAGGUUCUGUAAUUUCUCAUCUUGCUACUGAUUAGUUGACCGUACUGUUAAAACAUGACACAGUAACCUCAAUACUCUGCUAGAUAUCAGUUUUUAUAAAGUAAUGGGAUGGGAGCCAUUGUUCAUGCUUUUUUCGGUUUUCUUUUGGUUAAACAGAAAUAAUCACACAAUGCAACAAACUCUGCAGCGCUCUGUUAUCUCUCCACCUGGAUUCUCCUCCUAAAACUCAGAUUUGUCAAUAACUUUUAAAAAAUCAGCUAGGUCUUUAGAAGGGAGGGGUUAGGAAAAAUGUUUCAAUUUUUAGAAAAAUUUUAAUUGAGGGUUUCUUGGGGGGGUGGCAUGGAAGUUCAUCUCAGCAACAUGGGUUUAGAUUAAGUGUGGUUUUUUAAAAAUAAAUUCUAAAGGUAACAUUUCUGUUAGUUUACAUUUUCACUUUCUGAAGACACUUGAACAUAGGACCGACGUAUCUGUGAUGAGGAUGCCCUAUGGUUGGAAGCAUGGAAAGGGCAUGGGCUUCAAGCCAUUCCCGUGUGGUUUUACAGACUUCAUUCUUCCAAGUCUGAUAGCCAUCUGUUGCCCUCCUUUGUUUUAUUUCCUCAGCUGAUAUUGUUCCCGCAUCUAUUCAUCCUCCCUCCCAGAAUAUAAAUUUUGGUACAACAGGGUGGCCUGGGCCACUCACAUCCCUCGGGGGGUGGGUGGGAUGUCACUGCUCUUGGCAUAUGCUUUUGUCCACAAAAACCUUCCUGCUGUAUAGUAGCAUUUGUGUGGCUGUGGAUCAGGAAUGGCUGAAUCUUCCUCCUCCUCUUCCUCCUCUUGUUAUUGGCUUUGUCUCUGAAGUAGUGCACUACCAUGAUGGUUGGGAUCUCCAGCCUAUGAAACUGUGACUUGGAAGUCAGUGCUGAGCUUUAAAUGGUGAGGGUUGGGAUUUCGUUAGGGUGAAGUCUGUAUUAAGCUGCUAAAAACAAUGGAUAAGCAACCUGCAAAUGAUGCGAUGAU